Phytophthora nicotianae INRA-310 is the source of this 198-nucleotide messenger RNA. RefSeq lists its product as hypothetical. Lineage: Eukaryota; Oomycota; Peronosporomycetes; Peronosporales; Peronosporaceae. Bases 1 to 198 code for a protein of 65 amino acids. The transcript has 3 exons. The record is from RefSeq and is a predicted model, not a curated record.
AUGGUAUAUGUGGGUAUCUCAGUGCAACCUCGCAAGGCAAACAAACAUGCAUACACGCAGCGUUCCUCACCUGGCGCGAUUGACACGGAAGGUGUAGGAAACUUGCGCAGUGCAACACUGGUUGUACGCCAAGCGAAGUUCGCUGCGAACAAACUUCAAAUCACAUGCAAAAACGAUAAUACAGUACCACACUCGUGA